UGAGCUAGAGACGAAGUUUGCCUAUAUAUGGCGGGAGGCUCCUUUGCGUCGAAGUUUUUCGCACCCAAUCACCUCUCUAUCUCUAUCUCGCCACACUCUUCGCUAAUUACACUCCCACCCCUUUAAAAUCCUCCAAUCCCAAAACCCUCCCAAUCUCUGCCACCCAAAAUCUGCACCACCCUCGAUUUCAGUUCCAUUUUACUAUUGCUUCAGCACCUCCGUCGUUACUUGUAAAAAAAAAAAGCACCUCCAUCGUUAAUUUCUCGAAUUCUAGGGUUUUCUUUGGUUCCUGUCAAAACCUAGGAAUUUCUCUCUGAGAGAGAGAGAGAGAGAGAGAGAGAGAGAGAGAGUUGGGGCGGUGUCGGAACUUUCGAUUUCAAUGGAGGUCCCGGCCUUGGUCGCCGCCUCCGCUACCACGCGUGGUGGUUCUCUCUCCAUGCAGCCACCAUCGUCGUCUCCUUCAUCCCGCAAAGAGUGGCGCGCCGUUUCGGAACAUCGCAACGCUGGGGAUGAGGAUUUGGAACGAUCGAAAUUGGCACAGACAGAUGAGAGAACUAUAUAUGAGGUGCAGCAGGGACGAGAGCCUCUUGAUGUUGACUUCUGUUCAAUCACAGUGAACGGUAGCUUAGAUGAUGAACUUUUGCUGCAAAGACUUCAUAAUGUUGCUAGACAAAGAGAGGAAUUGCAACGGGUGGAGAUUGAACUUAGAGCUCAAAUAGUUGCAAGAUCUGAGAUGAUGGGAAUGCAAAGCAACUUUGAUGCUCAGAUCAAAGAGCAUGCUAUUUCUGCUGCCAAGCUUCAGGAGCAACUGCGUGAAAGGGAAAAGACCAUACAAGAGUUGGAAAGGAUGAUGGAAGAGAAAGAUAGAGAGGUUCAUGCAAUUAAAUUGGAUAAUGAAGUGUCGUGGGCUAAAGAGGACCGCUUCAGAGAACAAGAUAAAGAACUAGCAUCAUUCAGAAGAGAGCAUGAUCACUCUGAGGCCGAAAGAGCCCAACAUAUUAAACAGAUUCAUGACCUUCAGGAGCAUUUUCAAGAAAAAGAGAUGCAGCUUAUUGAGUUGCAAGACCAGCAUAGGGUUGCUCAAGAAACCCUUAUUUAUAAAGAUGAACAAUUGAGAGAAACCCAAGCCUGGAUUGCUCGUGUUCAGGAGAUGGAUGUCUUGCAAUCAACUACGAAUCAUUCGUUACAAGCUGAACUGCGUGAACGUACUGAACAAUAUAACCAGCUGUGGCUCGGUUGUCAAAGACAGUUUGCAGAGAUGGAAAGAAUUCAUCUGCAUACAAUACAACAGCUCCAACUUGAGCUGACUGAUGCACGAGAAAGGAGUGGAACUUACGGUGAUGAGUCUGGUUUGUCCCAAAAAAAUUCAAAGGAUGUGUCUCAGUUUGGUCAGGGCAAUGGAAACCAACUAGAUGCAGAUGGAGGUGGUACAUCAGGUGGAAAUUCUGGUGUCCUUUCUAGUGGGAAUUCAGGCAGUGCUUCAUCUUUUGCUUCGUCUGGCAAUCCUUCAACCCAGACGGAUCACAUUUCCAGUGUUCCACUUGCACCUUCAAGUCUGCUCGGAUACCUUCAACCUGGACAAGUGACUGCUUUGCAUCCGUCAUAUGUCAUGCAUCAACAGGGGGUUCCCCAUUCUUUGCCAUCGCAUGUUCCUUCAUCACAUGUUGGACAGUUCCACUCAAUACCAGCAAUGGGUUCCCUGCAACAAUGGCAGAACCAACAGGCUGUAUCAGAGGGUUCGCAGAUAGCUACACAUAAUGAACUUCCACCAUCCCAAACUGACCAAAGUAUGGUGAGAUCAGAUGCAAACUACUCCUAUGAAAUGCCUGUUAAUGGACAAGCUCUUCGUCAAGACUAUCUGGAUAUUCGUAUCAGCCAUGGGCCAAAGCCUGAUUCUGGAGUCUUGUCAUCUUCUGGGGAAGCACAGGUUCUUGAGUCAAGUGAUGGAGGUUAUGUUGCUGCUCCCAAACCUGAGCAGAGCCUGCAUCAAAUUUCUUCCCAAUCCCAUGAUGCCGUAAGAUUGGAUAUAGACCAAAACAGUGAAAACAAGGAGCAGAAUGUACUGACUUCUUCUAAUCAUGGACUAGAAGGCCAAUCAACAGCAGAAGGACCAAGUUCUGUUGCCAACCCAUCAGCAUCUGAUAAAAUCCAUUCUGUUAAUCUCAGUGAAACCGCAGUAAACAAUGCCAGUGCAGCUUUACCCGAAUCAUUUGUCUCAACUGGGCAGUCAAAUAUACUGACAGCUGGAAAGGCUUCAGAGCUUGCUCUUCUUGAUGAAAGAUCACUGUUGGCUUGCAUAGUUCGUACAAUUCCUGCUGGUGGUCAAGUUCGAAUCAGUUCGACGCUACCAAAUAGGCUGGGCAAGAUGCUUGCACCUUUACACUGGCAUGAUUACAAGAAAAAAUAUGGAAAGCUUGAUGACUUUGUGUUUGGUCACCCUGAGCUAUUUGUGAUUGAAGGCGACUACAUUCAGCUUCGAGAAGGAGCACAAGAAAUGAUAGCAGCUGAAGCAGCUGUUGCCAAGGUUGCUGCAGCAGCUGCAGCGUCGUCUCCUUACUCCUCAAUUUUGCCUUCAAUGGCUGUCACUCCAGUGGCACAACCUCACCGACUGAGAAAGGUUCCAUCCAUUGAGUCCAAAAUUUUAAAAACUGACAAGACAGCUUUCAAGGAGUAUGCAAGCAUCUCUCCAAAUUCAAUUGAUGAACCAUCACAGCUCUCUUUGACGCAGAAUCAACAAUCAAAUGGUGUUGGUUUUGGUCUUUCUAGAGGUCUGUUGAAUAUGCAAAUUUUGAGCAAACCUAAAGAUCCUCAGGAAAUGAAUGGCCCUGAAAAUAGGGCUGUACAGUCUGCAUUUGUGACAGUUGGGAAUGGAGCAAAUAUUAGUAAUAGAUCAAGUUUGAAUGGUUCCCAGAGAACGGGUCCAGCUAAUGGGAGAGCUAACCUGAAUUUUGUUGGAAAACAGCAGGGCAGGAUGACUGGUGCUGUAUUUUCUUCCAGAAGAUAGCAAGUCUGCUUUUUAUUCUUGGAGACGUGGAAUCAUGUGGAUAAUAUCAUGACCAGUAAUAUGCACGAGUCUGAAGAUCGAGAUGUUUGCAAGAGAAUAUUCUUGCUGAUUGAAUUUUCAGUGAGAUUAUCUUAUAGAAGUCUCUGAUUGGAAUUGUUAUUGUUUC
Juglans microcarpa x Juglans regia is the source of this 3170-nucleotide messenger RNA. RefSeq lists its product as uncharacterized. The transcript has 16 exons. The record is from RefSeq and is a predicted model, not a curated record. Lineage: Eukaryota; Viridiplantae; Streptophyta; Magnoliopsida; Fagales; Juglandaceae. Bases 380 to 3004 code for a protein of 874 amino acids.